AUGUCCUGCUACGACAUCUGCCGCCCCUGCGGACCCACCCCGCUGGCUAACAGCUGCAACGAGCCCUGUGUCAGGCAGUGCGAGGACUCCCACAUCAUCAUCCAGCCUCCGACCGUGCUGGUCACCCUGCCAGGACCCAUCCUCAGCUCCUUCCCCCAGAACACCGCCGUUGGAUCCUCCGCAUCAGCUGCCGUGGGCAGCAACCUCAGCGCCCAGGGAGUGCCCAUCUCUGGAGGCGGCUUCGGAGGCUUUGGCCUGGGAGGCCUGGGCUGCAUCUCUGGUGGAAGAGCCUGCUACCCCUGCUAA
Molecule: messenger RNA, 306 nt
Organism: Anas platyrhynchos (mallard)
Lineage: Eukaryota; Metazoa; Chordata; Aves; Anseriformes; Anatidae
Source: RefSeq, a predicted model, not a curated record